UGGCAACACUGCCUGGCCUAUCGUAUCCAAGGAGGCGGGGAAGGAACGUAACAGCGGAAAAUUCAAAAUGAAUAUGGCGGCGGAGAAUGAAGCGAAAGAAAACAAACAAAACGGAAGAAAGACAGGACCUUCUCAAGACCCUACGUCCCAGUCGGUCAUCUUUAACCCUGACUUCUUUGUGAGGCGUCUGAAACAUGAACAUCCCCAGGUCUUCACGGAGCUGAUCCUCAGCAACAUAACCAGGCUCAUAGACCUGCCUGGGGAUGAGUUUGCCCAGCUCACGGGGGAGGCGGACCCUAGACUUCCAACCGCGCAAACCAGCUUCCUACGUUCUCUCAAUUUCCUCAAACGCAAAGACAAAGGAGUGGUGUUUGGUGCACCUUUAACUGAGGAGGGAAUAGCACAGAUCUACCAGCUGAUCGAGUAUCUCGGCAAGAACCUCCAUGUGGAGGGCCUGUUCCGUGUGCCUGGCCACAGCCUGAGGCAGGCAGCCUUGAGAGAGAUGCUGAAUGCUGGGGCAGAGAUAGACCUGGAGACGGGUGACUUUCACCCUAAUGAUGCUGCCACCCUGCUCAAAACCUUCUUAGGAGAGCUGCCUGAACCCUUGCUAACACACAGACACUACCACGCUCACCUGAAGAUUGCAGGCCUGACCCGGUUUGAUGCCCAGGGGAACCCGACCUCGGCGCCGGAUAAGGAGCGUCAGAUCGAGGCCUUCCAGCUGCUGUUUAUGCUGCUUCCUCCAGCCAACCGCAGCCUGCUCAAGCUGCUCCUAGACCUGCUGUACCACACCGCUCGCAACCAGCACGUCAACAGGAUGUCCGCCCUCAACCUGGCUACCAUGGUGGCUCCACACAUCAUCUGGCCCAAACACGUGCAGGCCAGUGACCUCCAGGGAGACGUCGGUAAGCUGAACAACGGAGUGGCUUUCCUCAUCAAGCACUCACAGAAGCUCUUCUGGGCUCCGGGGUACGUCAGAGAAUAUGCCCGCAUCCAUUUCACAGGAUCAACUAAGUCCAAGUAUGACCUGGCUCUGUGUGGCGGGAGUGUGGAGGCCACGCCCUCUUAUGCGGGUGGGGGUGGGGCCACGUCCAGGCACACUCAGCUGGCCCUCAGAGAGCUCUACCAACAAGUCAGCAGCUUGCCUGAUUCUGCCAAGAAGAAGAAACUCAUCAGACAGUUAGCUAAGCAGGUCCCUGGGACACCAGUGAGUGAUGAGUUAAACCGGAAACCGAGCCGCACGCGCCCCUUUAGGGGAAUCAAGAGGGGCGUGUUUGGUUCCCCAGGUCCAGUGGAGAAAGCGUGCAGCCCCGUUGGACUGGUGACUCCAGGACCCAGCGACACAGCGGGCAGGCGGGGGAAAGAGAAUAUGAGCUCUGGAAGGGAUUCAUCACCUCCUAAAAGGAUGUGCUUCUCUCCAACACAGGAGACUUCGGUCUAGCAGUCACCUCUUACCCACAGGACGUUCUUCUCUCACUUAAAGACAACAUCUCGUUCCCUAACAUGGUUUAAAAUGAAUCUUUUAUCAAAUGAAAUACACGUGUGGUUUGUAGUUUACAAGCCAAAUUACGUGUCAAGUGUCUUAAAAGUCAUACAUGCUUGGUGAAGGUGCCAAGCACUAGUUAUAAAUGUGAUGUAUUUUAAAUUCCUCUCAUUCUAUUCAGGAAAGACGAGACAUCUAAUUUCCAUACGGUCAUUGAGGUCAAGUAGAGUUGGGGAGACUGACUGAAGCAACUUAUCCCAACAAAACCUCGACCCAUGACAAAAUGGUACAUUAGUCAGAAUAUAGGUUGGUAGGAGUGAACCGGGUCUCUCUGGAGUUUAUGAUGCAUUGAAAACAAAAAUAUGUAUGUUUCAUGUAUUUCAAAGGAUUGCCAUUUGAUUGACUUUCGAUGUUUAAGUUAUGAGUUAAGUGUCUUUUAAAAUGAAAUGACUAGUAAAUGAGUGGUAAAGUGACAACGGGCUGCGAUUAAUAAUUGAAUCUUAUUUAAGCCUGGAAGUCCCAGGGAGAUCCUGACUAAUGUGUUCCAAAUGUGUGAAGCUGUGGAGGCAGCACUGUUAUGGUUCUGUUUCCACUGCUGAGUGAUGGAUGGCUGUGAAAGAACAAUGGCGUAAGAGAUGAGUGAAAUUCAAGUCUUCAAACUGAUAUGCAGAGCUGUGACUAAGGUUUUUCCUGGUCAGUGUGUAGGAAAAGCUGGCGUGCCCUGAAUGUUUGAGGCCUAAGGUUUUGGGGCUAUAGUUAAUGUGGUCUGGUGUUGUCAUAAAUGGUGUGCCAACGUUUAUUUUCUGGGAGUGCUUCUUUUACCAAAGUUUGAAUCUGUCAAUGCUGUGAUUUUCUAUUUAAAAAAAAAAGUUUUUGCUUCUGUGUUAACUUUUUUUUAUUUCUUUUUGCACUUUUCUCAGUGCAAUAAAUGUUUUUUAAGGCCUGUUUUAUUCUUUUGUAAUUUACUUUUCCAUGCUGAUGUUUAAUUCUUUAUUUUAUGGAAUAUUUAUUUUUAUGCUGUUACAAGCCAUUGUUUCCUAUGCAAUCUGUGAUGCCAUGUAGUCUGAAUGGGAUUUGAUCAAAUGUUUUGAUACAUCUUAUGCCAGUAUUGGAGCUCUGUUACCUGUCCUCUGUUUCAGUUAGUAGACAUUAUGAACUGACUUGUGACCACAGAUAUUCCCACAAAUCCUCUACUGACAUUUCUGUGGGAAUUUGUAAGAUGUCAGGGUUUCCUUUUCUUGUGGCAACGCUUAAUUUUGUAUUUCUCUUAGCGUCAGUGGCAUUAGCCCCUCAUGCUCUGAGCUUCGGACCUACGUCUGUUAGCUUCAGAGCUCUGUCUGAUUGGCUGUUAUCUGUGAACGUUGUUGGUGUUAAUGCUGCUUAUGUUGAGAUAUACAAAAACUGCCAUUAAAAGAAAAUCAGACCUAUAUUUCUGGUUCUUAUUGAUCUUGUGAAAUAUUUAGAGGCAAUUUUAUGAACUCUCAUAAUGUUAUGCUGAAGAUCAACUGUCUAUUAAAGCUUCAGAACUAGUCAGUCGGGUUUGUAGUGAGUUUAGUUCCAAUGUUAACCACAAGAUGGAGCUGUUGAGAUGCAAAUGCUCAGCCUUGUGAUGAUUUAAAACUACUUAGCUGGAAGUUUAUUUUUCU
Esox lucius (northern pike) is the source of this 3129-nucleotide messenger RNA. Its product is annotated as rho GTPase-activating protein 19. Gene Ontology annotation, biological process: regulation of small GTPase mediated signal transduction; signal transduction. The record is from RefSeq and is a predicted model, not a curated record. NCBI's taxonomy places the organism in Eukaryota, Metazoa, Chordata, Actinopteri, Esociformes, Esocidae. The transcript has 11 exons. Bases 68 to 1441 code for a protein of 457 amino acids. Gene Ontology annotation, cellular component: cytoplasm. Gene Ontology annotation, molecular function: GTPase activator activity.